This is a messenger RNA of Scutellospora calospora, 1092 nucleotides long. The record is from the annotation of a GenBank genome assembly. Lineage: Eukaryota; Fungi; Glomeromycota; Glomeromycetes; Diversisporales; Gigasporaceae.
AUGGCAUUCUCGUCGGUUAACGAUUUGACUGCUAGACUCGAAAAGUUGGAACAGAAUAUUACUUUGACACUACAGGAAAUUGACAAUAAUUUUUCCAUGUGUCAACAUAAAGUGACUACUAGAAUAUUACCACAAAUAUCGCGUUUCGCCGAAAUUUCAGAAGACAUUUGGGAAAAUUCAAAGUUAUGGUGGUCUUUUUUUGAAUCUUUAGAUUUAUCCACUUUAAAUGAUAACUCGUCACCACCUUCGACGGAUUAUAUCAAUUCCAAAAAAAAACUUGUUGAUGGUUUAUCAAAUUCAAAAGAGAAUAAGGCAGAUGAUGAAAUUUUUAUCGAUUCGACAAAGAAAGCUACUGACAUUUUAUUAGAAACAGGAAUUAACAAAUUAUCAGAAAAUUUUGAUAAUUCCAACAGCAAAAAGAAAUUUGAUGAAAUUUUAACAAACGCAGCGAAUAAUAAUAGUAAGACCACUAAUUCUAGCAUCUAUCCACCUUCUGCGAAAUAUCUUUCUAUCUCAUCGACUCCAUUACAAGAUCCACCAAAGUUGGAUCAUAAAUUAUUGCAAUCACCAGCUUGGGGUGAAAAAAUUCAAAAGAAGAAAGUUUCAGAAGACCUUUCUCAUGCCACUAACUCUACCUACAUAUCUAUGCCAGCUUUACCACCAUCUGAUCGUAAACCAAAUACGUUGAUAGAACGUGUGAUGCAAAGACAACAAAUACUGACUAGGCAAACACCUCUAAAACCUAUUAUAGAGAAUAAUAAAAAUUCAUAUAAUGGUGCAAAUUUUCGUCCAAGCUCCUAUUUUCCUGGUGGCCCACCGUCGUCUCGUGGUACCGACAGCGAUUUUGCCGAAUUUUCACCACCUGUCACAAUUCAAUUUUCAGUUGCACCUUCAAAAUUACUGAAAACGCCGGCAAAAGAGGCAGCAAAAAUCAUCGUUGAUGAUCUUAUAAGCAUAUUAAGUCCAGUCCCGCCAACACCAGUUAGUGUGGAUGAAGACGGAUACUGUACUGUUAAAUCUAAAACUUUUUCUAACGUGUUGGACUCAAAAAUCUUUCCAAAUUUUCAACCAGCUUCAAGAUAUGAACCUCAA